This is a messenger RNA of Iphiclides podalirius (scarce swallowtail), 1557 nucleotides long. The record is from the annotation of a GenBank genome assembly. NCBI's taxonomy places the organism in Eukaryota, Metazoa, Arthropoda, Insecta, Lepidoptera, Papilionidae.
AUGGCGAUCACUUGCAACUGCCCGAUGACUCAGCCGGGCCCAACUCUUGCGGCGACGUGCGGCGGCGGCGCCUUCAUGCUGUUCAUGGGGCUCCUCGAAGUAUUCCUGAGGAGCCAGUGCGACCUUGAGGACCCAUGCGGGCGGACGCAGUACCGGCGUCACAUGGACUCCGUGUACGACUUCAUUGUGGUGGGCGGGGGCUCAGCCGGGUCGGUGGUUGCUGCCCGCCUUUCCGAGGUGCCAGAAUGGAGGGUGCUUUUGCUGGAAGCCGGUUUCGACGAGCCGACGGGCGCUCAGGUGCCGUCUAUGUUUCUGAACUUCAUCGGGUCGAGCAUCGACUGGGGGUACCUCACGGAACCAGAGCCGGCCGCUUGCCUCGGGGAGAAGGAGAGACGCUGCUACUGGCCCAGGGGAAAGGUGCUGGGUGGCACGUCGGCCAUGAACGGGAUGAUGUACAUCCGCGGCUCGCGUAAGGACUACGACGGCUGGGCAGCCGCUGGCGCCGAGGGCUGGAGCUACGACGACGUGCUCCCCUUCUUCCUCAAGUCGGAGGACAACAAGCAGCCGGAGGCGAUGGACGCCGGCUACCACUCGACUGGCGGACCCUUAACCAUCUCCCAGUUCCCUUACCACCCGCCGCUCAGCUACAGCAUCGUAAAAGCCGGCGAGGAGCUGGGCUACAAAGCGGUGGACGUGAACGGAGCGCGGCACACGGGUUUCGCGAUCGCUCAGACGACGAACAGGAACGGGUCGCGGCUGAGCACGGCGCGCGCCUUCCUCCGGCCGGCCGCCAACCGGCCGAACCUGCACGUGAUGCUGAACGCCACCGCCACACGAGUCCUCAUCGAUCAGGCGUCGCGGCGCGCGUACGCGGUGGAGGUGCGCAACAGCUUCGGAGCCUUGGAGACCAUCUUCGCCAACAACGAGAUUAUACUGAGCGCGGGCGCUAUAGGGUCGCCGCAGCUGUUGCAGCAGAGCGGCGUCGGCGAGCCGGAAGUGCUGGCGCGCGCCGGCGUGCCGCUGCGCCACGCGCUUCCGGCCGUCGGGCGCAACCUGCACAACCACGUGACGCACUUCGUGUCCUUCACGAUGCGCGACAACAACACGGCGCCGCUCAACUGGGCCACCGCGAUGGAGUACCUGCUAUUCAGGGACGGCCUCAUGUCGGGCACGGGUGACAACCCUGACAUCCAGCUGUUCUUCAGCGGCUUCCUGGCAGACUGCGCCAAGACCGGCAUGGUGGGGGAGAGCCUUGGCAACGGCUCUCGGAACAUCCAGAUGUUCCCUGCAGUCCUGCACCCCAAAAGCCGAGGCCGCCUGGAGAUAGCAAGCAACGACCCCUUUGCCCAUCCCAAGAUUUACGCAAACUAUUUAACGCACGCCGACGACGUGCGAACACUGAUAGAGGGAAUAAAGUUCGCGAUAAAGCUGUCGGAGACGAAGGCGCUGAAGAAGUACGGGCUGAAGCUGGACAGGAGCCCCGUGGCCGGCUGCGAGAAGCCCCGUGGCCGGCUGCGAGAACCCCCUGCUCACAUAAAUCAUCGCAAUAUGUUGACG